CCCUUCCACUCCACCUCGUGUUUUCUUCUCUCUCUCACACUUUCUCUCAGCGUUGAAACUUGAAAUUCUUCUUCUCCGAAACCUCUUUGAACCGGGUCAAGAAAUAAACCUCGCUGGGAACCGUUGAUUGGGUUUGUACGAAUAAUUUGAAAUGAAGAUUCAGUGCAACGUGUGCGAGGCCGCGGAGGCCAAGGUUCUGUGCUGCGCGGACGAGGCAGCACUGUGCUGGGAAUGCGACGAGAAGGUUCACGCAGCAAACAAGCUCGCCAGCAAGCACCAGAGGGUCCCUCUCUCUCUCUCCGCCUCUCACAUGCCCAAGUGUGACAUAUGCCAGGAAAUGGUUGGUUAUUUCUUCUGUUUAGAGGAUCGAGCUUUGCUAUGUAGGAAUUGUGAUGUAUCUAUACAUACAGCAAAUGCCUGUGUCUCUGAUCAUCAAAGGUUUUUGCUUACUGGUGUGAGAGUAGGCCUUGAAGCUACUGAGCGCGGUGCUUCCUCGUCUUCUGUGAAGUCACAGUCUGGGGAGAAAAUGUCUGAUGCUAAAUCUUCAUCCAUCUCCAGAAAUGUUUCCUCACUGCCCCAGCCAUCAAAUGCCAAUGAAGUGUUACCCCUCCAAAUGCAAGGAGUUGAGGAGUUUCCACCAAGCAAUUUCUCAGGUUAUACUUCUGGAAACGUCUCACAAUGGCCCAUUGAAGAAUUUCUCGGAUUAAAUGAACUCAGUCAGUAUUAUAAUUACAUGGAUGGAUCAUCUAAGGCUGACAGUGGUAAACUUGGGGAUUCUGAUUCUUCUGUUUUGAGGUCUGGUGAAGAGGAUAUGGAUGAUGACGGCUUCUUGGGACGUGUUCCAGAUUCAUCCUGGACAGUUCCUCAGAUCCCUUCCCCUCCUACAGCUUCGGGUUUAUAUUGGCCGAAAGUCCCUCAAUAUACAUCUGACAGUGCCAUGUCUGUUCCUGACAUAUGCUUUUCUCAUGUGCGACAGCCCCACCAUGCCCAGCAUAAUUCUAAUGUUUCCAAAAGGCGUAGGCAACUAUAAUUUGUUCUCUGAUCACUAGCUCAAUAUGUUAAAAAGAUUGUUUUUUAUCUGUUAGAGAUGGAGCGAACUUUUGAAGUUCUACCCUUCUUUAGAUCAUUUGAAGUUCAGUUUGCUACAUGUUUCUUCUAUUCACGGCAGUCUUCAUUUCUUUUUGGGAGCAAAUCCCUUAACUCUCCAUUUGUUAUUGGGAAUUUGACAAAGAAAAUAGCUGGAACAACAAUGUAAUAGGCUUCUCAUUUCAAUUUGAUCUUGUGCAUUUUAACUUAUAGUUUUAGACCACAACAUAGAUGCAUGAAUUUGGUCGUCACCAUA
Messenger RNA from Glycine soja, 1342 nucleotides. RefSeq names its product B-box zinc finger protein 22-like. Gene Ontology annotation, biological process: photomorphogenesis; regulation of DNA-templated transcription. The transcript is spliced from 3 exons. Lineage: Eukaryota; Viridiplantae; Streptophyta; Magnoliopsida; Fabales; Fabaceae. The coding region runs from base 152 to 1030 and encodes 292 amino acids. Gene Ontology annotation, cellular component: nucleus. The record is from RefSeq and is a predicted model, not a curated record. Gene Ontology annotation, molecular function: zinc ion binding.